UUAUGUGCAAUUUACUGCAAUGGCGUUGCCGGUUCUUCCGGCAAGUGGAUAGUACAAUCACAUCUUCCCUCUCUCAUGUUAUAAAAGUACGAAGAAUGACGGACGACGUGGUGAUUCUGGACGACCCUGUUCAGAAAGAGGAAGAGGUAGCUCAUUUCCAAGCACCUGCAGUUCAACACAAUCCUGAUGGAUGGGGUCCUUGUGAAUUACCUGAUCAAUUCAAGGAUAUACCUUAUCAACCAUUUUCGAAAGGCGACAGAUUAGGCAAGAUAUCUGACUGGACUACACCAACUUUCCAAGAUAAAAAGUUUCCAAACAAGUAUACAUCACAAUUUGGUUCUGGUAGUCAAUAUGCAUACUAUCACGAUGAAGAUGAAACAACUUUCCAUCUGGUUGAUACAACCCGUGUACAGAAACCAGUUUACCAACGUGGUGGUCGUUUCCGACAUAAUCAAAGAAAUCUACGUGGUCGCGGAGGACAACGGGGUGCGUUGAGUCAGAUGCAGCAACUUGGAAAAUUGAAACUCCGUGAAAGAGAACGUAAAGGGCAAACAAAACGCUGGGGUAGACAGCAAGGUUUACGUAAUCAUAAAAAUCAACCACCAAUUAAAAUUCGCGAUGCAUCUGUUACCGUGAGACCUGAUUGGGUAACUAUCGAAGAAAUGGAUUUCCCACGCUUAGCAAAACUAUCUUUACCUAGUGUAAAAGACGGAGAAGAUAUUUUGUGCUGUGGUUCACUUGAAUAUUAUGAUAAAACUUAUGAUAGAGUAAAUGUUAAGAGUGAAAAACCACUACAAAGAAUUGACAGAAUCUUCCAUACAGUUACUACCACCGAUGACCCAAUAAUUCGUAAACUUUCAAAGACAGAGGGAAAUGUUUAUGCCACAGAUGCAAUUUUGGCAACAAUUAUGUGUUGUACACGUAGCAACUAUUCUUGGGAUAUUGUAAUUGAGAAAAUUGGAGAUAAACUAUUCUUUGACAAACGAGAUAAUACUGAAUUUGAUUUGCUGACUGUGAAUGAAACCAGUGUUGAGCCACCACAAGAUGAUGGAAAUUCUUUAAAUUCUCCUAGAAACUUAGCUUUAGAAGCUACAUUUAUUAACCAUAACUUUUCUCAGCAAGUAUUAAAAUCUAAUGAAGCCCGAUAUAAAUUUGAGGAGGGAAAUCCAUUUAUUUCAGAAGAAGAAGAAGGUGAUGUUGCUAGUGUCGCGUAUCGAUACAGAAAAUGGGAUUUAAACAAUGACAUUGUACUGGUUGCAAGGUGCGAACAUGAUGCUGUAAUGCAAGGACCUAAUAAUGAAAUGCAAUUUUUAACAAUCAAAGCAUUGAACGAAUGGGAUUCAAAGUUAGCCAAUGGUGUUGAAUGGAGACAGAAAUUGGACACACAACGUGGUGCUGUAUUAGCAAACGAGUUGCGUAAUAAUGCAUGCAAAUUGGCUAAAUGGACUGUUCAAGCAUUACUAGCAGGUUCGGAUCAACUGAAGUUUGGAUAUGUAUCAAGGGCUAUGGUUAGAGACUCGAGCAAACAUGUUAUUCUUGGUACUCAACAGUAUAAGCCAAAUGAAUUUGCAACACAAAUUAAUCUUAACAUGGAUAAUGCUUGGGGUAUUUUGCGAUGUAUUAUUGAUAUCUGUAUGAAGCAGAAGGAUGGCAAAUAUCUUAUUAUGAAAGAUCCAAAUAAGCCAAUGAUAAGAUUAUAUGAUAUCCCGGAUAAUACGUUUGAAAGUGAAGGCGAAGAAGAUGAGGACGACGAUGAGCCUGUUAACGAUGCUUUUCAAAGUUAAUAGAGAUCUCAAGUUCUUCUCGGCUUCUAAGGAUGAUUGACCUAAAAGUCAUUGAUUUGUAUCAUGAGCAUACCUUGUAAAAGGAAGAAAGUGG
Messenger RNA from Colletes gigas, 1878 nucleotides. It is a transcript of the gene eIF3d1, whose product is annotated as eukaryotic translation initiation factor 3 subunit D. The record is from RefSeq and is a predicted model, not a curated record. Gene Ontology annotation, molecular function: translation initiation factor activity. Gene Ontology annotation, cellular component: cytoplasm; eukaryotic translation initiation factor 3 complex. The transcript has 3 exons. Gene Ontology annotation, biological process: translational initiation. NCBI's taxonomy places the organism in Eukaryota, Metazoa, Arthropoda, Insecta, Hymenoptera, Colletidae. The coding region runs from base 3 to 1784 and encodes 593 amino acids.